UUUGAACACUGUAUCCUGACGCGGGCUUUCCGGAUCACUUUGAGCGGUACAUGUGACCCCUUGAUUUGCAGAGAUGGGCAAGAAAUCGAAGAAAAAUCGUUUCAAUCAGAGCGUAGAUGUCGACAUUGUGUAUUCAAGCAACACAAUAGCUGAAAUGGACCCAACAGACAACCUAGCAGAGCUCAAUUUAUCAUCUGAAAAGGCUGAAGAACUUCAAAAAAUUAGAGCAAAAUUGCCAACAUUCACAUCAACAUCUUCAGUUGAAAGCGAACUUGCGAAGCUGCCUAUGGAAAAGCCUUUUAGAGCAUUUGUUUACAAUGUAUCGUAUUCAGCUACAGAACAAAACGUCGCUGAUUUUUUCUCCCCGCUCAAGGUCACAAAUAUUAAUAUUGUCGGUGGGGAUGGUGGGUCUCGUGGUUUCUGUUUUGUUGACUUUGCAAGUCGAGAUGACUUAGCAAAAGCUCUUGAACGCUCUGAUUCAUCUCUGGCUGGUCGACAAGUCAAUGUCCGCAUUGCUGCUCCAAAUAAUUCUGAGCGAGGUGGGUUCGUACGUGAGAAGAAUUAUUGCUCUGGGAUGCGUCGUAGUGAAAUGGCUUUUGAGCGCCAGCGAUUUGGCUACAGACCUGUCGGUCUUCGAGAUGAUGGUGAAGAUGUCGAAUCAAUUUGGAAGAGAGGUUUCGUCAGUCGUACAAGCACCUUUGGAUCGUCUGAGUUGACACCACUAAGUCAAAGUCAACUGUCUUUGGAGCCUAGCCUUAAACCGGCUGUAACAGGAGAGCGACCAAAGCUUAAUUUACUACCUCGCUCUGCACCACGAGAUUCAAAUGAACUAUCUGGACGCAACUCAAAGAUUUUUGGUGAGGCUCGACCAGUAGACACGGCCAGUAAAAAUCGUGACGUUGAGCAGCGACUAACUGCAACUGACCAAACUACUAAACCUUAAACUCUAUUUGUGUAUACUCAUGUUCCACAUACAUCAUUUACAAGUGUUUAAAAAAUACCGUGUAUCAGCCAGGGUGACACAAUACUUCAUUUUCUCCUUUCUUUACACAUCUUAUAAAUGUGAACACCUUACAAUUAAGAACAUAAUCUAGGGUUUCUCUAUCAACAUAUUUUGUAAAGCUGUAUCGUUGACUUUCUCGUACUUCCACUAUUUUAUCGCUACUUUUUUCGCACUUUGUUUAUGCAUUGAUAUGGGGAUACAAUUGUACUUCCUGUGUUAGGAAACAGGUGUCACAAAGAGCUUCUGAGAUUGACUCUCAGAUUUGUGCGAAUGCCGAGCACAUCUAAAUAAUAGACAUACCGUUGUGCUUUUGCCAUACGAUAA
Schistosoma margrebowiei is the source of this 1327-nucleotide messenger RNA. The record is from the annotation of a GenBank genome assembly. NCBI's taxonomy places the organism in Eukaryota, Metazoa, Platyhelminthes, Trematoda, Strigeidida, Schistosomatidae.